This is a messenger RNA of Medicago truncatula (barrel medic), 1335 nucleotides long. RefSeq names its product peroxidase 12. Lineage: Eukaryota; Viridiplantae; Streptophyta; Magnoliopsida; Fabales; Fabaceae. The record is from RefSeq and is a predicted model, not a curated record. Gene Ontology annotation, molecular function: peroxidase activity; heme binding. The transcript has 3 exons. The coding region runs from base 11 to 1057 and encodes 348 amino acids. Gene Ontology annotation, biological process: hydrogen peroxide catabolic process; response to oxidative stress.
UAAACCAAACAUGGCUAUGGUUAGUGCAAGUAGAUCUCUUUUUAUUUCUUUUCUAUUAGCUUCUCUAAUCCUUGUUUCCUCUGAGAGAGUAGCAAGGCCUCCUGCUGUGAGGGGACUUGACUAUGAUUUCUAUCGGUUGUCAUGUCCUAGGAUUGAAAGGAUUGUAAGGAAACAUCUUGAAGAUGUUUUUGAAAAGGAUAGUGGUCAAGCUCCUGGCAUACUCAGACUCUUUUUCCAUGAUUGCUUUUCUCAGGGAUGCGAUGCGUCUAUUUUGUUGAAUGGUGUUGAUGGAGAAGAUGACGAAAAACAACAUGAUGCCAACUUCGCUUUAAGGGAGGAGGCUCUUCAAACCAUUGAAAACAUUCGUGCUAUAGUCCGUAAGCAGUGUCCACGGGUUGUCUCGUGCGCAGAUAUCCUCGUCAUUGCUGCACGCGAAGCUGUUCGCCAAUUUGGAGGCCCAGAUAUUGACGUGCCAUUGGGAAGAAAAGACAGCCUAAACUUCAGUGUAAACUCACCAGAUAAUCUCCCGGUACCAUUUGCACGAACAGAUGAACUAUUAACCGUUUUCGGAUCAAAAAAAUUCGAUGCAACCGAUGUAGUUGCUCUAUCCGGUGCUCACACUUUCGGUCAAGCUCAUUGUCCUACAAUGUUCAACCGAGUCAUUGAUUCCGACCCACCAAUCGAACCAAAUUUCAAGAAACAACUUGAAGCAACAUGUCCGAAUGAGGAAUCCCUCAACGCCGUUAAUUUGGAUGUUCGAACACCAAACACAUUCGAUAAUAUGUACUACAUUAACCUCUUGAAUCACCAGGGUGUAUUUACAUCUGAUCAAGAUUUGGCAAGUCAUCCUAAGACUAAGGAGAUUGUUAACCUCUUUGCUUCAAACCAGAAAGAGUUUUUUAACAAAUUUGCUAAUGCUUUUGUUAAGGUAAGUCAAUUGGAUGUUUUGACCGGAAAUCAAGGAGAAAUUCGUAAGUCAUGUUUUGCUCCAAAUAAUAGGAAAUCUAAGGUGGCAACUGUGGUGGAAGAGGUCGUGGAAAUUGUAGCAAACAUGUAGAUUAAUUAUAAAAUUGUCAUGUCAUCGUCAUUUCACGAGGUGCCAACCUAGUUGGGAUAUCGUUGUUUCCUCUUGAUGCAUGUCCACAUUCCUGGCUUACCUAAAAAAUUAAUAAUAAUUUUUCCAAUCCCAUUGAGAAAAACUACUGGCUUAAGUAGGUAAUUAGGGUCGCUUAAGAGAGAGUACUAUUGUUUGUGUUGUUAUAAGUUCUGAUGUAUGUAAUGUGUAAUAAGUGGCUAAUGAGAGUAUUGAAAGCCACAUUGUGCACACAAGUCUAU